This is a messenger RNA of Symbiodinium necroappetens, 863 nucleotides long. NCBI's taxonomy places the organism in Eukaryota, Dinophyceae, Suessiales, Symbiodiniaceae. The record is from the annotation of a GenBank genome assembly.
AUGCAGUCGCAGUCGCGACAAGUGGCUUUGCAGGACGAGCCGCACCAGGUGCUUGCAAAAGCGAAGCAACGGCGCCGUCGCCGAGAUUCCGCAGCCCAGGUGAUAGCUCCACGACGAGUAGUGGUAGCCGGCCCAAAGCUCAAGCAGAACCGGAAGCCUGUGCGGCGGGUAGCUUGGGCCUGGAGAAAAGUUUCUUGCCAUGCCGGCGAGGUGCUUGGCAAUCAUAGUUCAUUGAUUAAACAGUUUUACUUGCGAAAAGCUGCGUCCUCCACCAUGCUCCAGCACGCAGCCAGGACUUGGUCCCGAGCUUCUCGAAGCCUCGUUUGCCAUGCUGCAAUGCGGCCAGUUGCGCCAGCUGCUAUCCCUGCCACCUCGGUGUUGGCAUCGCGAUGUUUUGCAGCAGCAGCAAAGAAGCCCAAGAUGGAGGAUGGCACCUUGGAGGGUCGAUAUGCAACGGCUCUCUUUAUGGCAUCCAUGGACAAGUUGGACAAGGUCUAUGGUGACUUGCAGGGGCUGCGUGAAAUGAUGGAGUCGUCUCAGGAGUUCAAGUUGGCCAUUGAGACUCCCGGGAUCGAGCCGGAGAGCAAGGUGGCCGCCUUCGAGGCCGUCUGCAAGAAAGCCUCCAUCGAUGGUGCAGUCCUGAACUUCCUCAAGGUCUUGGUGGAAAACAAGCGGGCCCAUCUGCUGUCCCGCAUGAUCGACAUCUUUGAGAACUUCUACCGCGCAGAGAAGAACUUGGUUCUCUGCAAGGUGACCUCUGCAGCUUCCCUGUCGGAUGGCCAGAAAAAGCAGGUCGAGGCAGCUAUGCAGAAACGGGCUGAGGGCUCCAAGCUUAUCAUGGAGUAUAACACCAAUCCAGCAUU